UCCGCUCCCUCCGCUGCUCCCCUCCCCGCAGACCGAUUCCGCCGCCGCUUCAGUCCGCGCUGCGAGCCGCCGUCCGGACAACCGGAGCGGGACUUUAAUCCUCUGUUACCGGACACACACGCAGCAGCGGCGAACCGGCCUCCGGACGCCCCUCCGCCCUCCUGCCGGUGCUCCGCGGACAGUCGCUGGAGCGACGCUCUGAGCGACGAGCCGACAGCCGAGCGGCAUUGGACUGCAUGAGGAGGCCGAGAGACGGGACCCUGGUCCUCAGCUAGACCCUCCUGACCCCCGACUGCCUGGACAUGAGGUCGUUCAGAUCGUUUGCUAACGACGACCGCCAUGUCAUGGCCAAACACGCCAGCGUUUAUCCGGCGCCGGAGGAGCUGGAGGCCGUCCAGUCGCUGGUGUCCACCGUAGAAGGAGCCCUGAAGAAGGUCUCCGACUGGAUGGAUGACCUCAACAAAACCUCAGGGAAGACGUCCGCUGCCAACGAGGCUGCCGACAAUACGACGGAGGAUGAAGCUGCCAAGACAAAGUCCGACGGUACCUCGGUGCUGUGCGGGGUGACUCGUGUCGGCCUGGUGGCCAAAGGCCUCCUGAUCAAAGGCGACAUGGACCUGGAGCUGGUUCUGAUGUGCAGAGAGAAGCCCACCAAGCUGCUGCUGUACACCGUCAGCGCCAACCUGCCGCUGCAGAUCCAGACAAUGACGGACGACAAAUACGAGGUGCGGUCGAGCGUUCCUGAGGCGGCCAUCCAGGUCUGCAGCAUCAAAGACCCCCAACUCACCCUGAAGAUCACCUUGUCCUCCUUAACCAUGAGGGAUGAUCCCGGCACCACAGAAGAAGAAGAGGAAGGCGACCGGGAAGGCGGUGACAAGCGGCGGCGGAGGGAGGAUGAGGAGGACGAAGACGAGGACGUCCUGGACCGGCAGCGGUGCCGGGCAGCGCUGGCUUUGCUCCGACACGCCAAAUGGUUCCAGGCCAGAGUCACCGACCUGAAGUCCUGCGUCGUCGUCCUCCGGAUUCUCAGAGACAUGUGCAACCGACUUCCUGUGUGGCAGCCGCUCAAAGGAUGGCCUCUGGAGCUGAUCUGUGAAAAGGCCAUCGCCACCUGUAACCGGCCGCUGGGUCCAGGUGAGGCUCUGCGCCGAGUCAUGGAGUGCAUCGCCUCAGGGAUCCUCCUACCAGGAGGUCCAGGAGUUCACGACCCCUGUGAGAGGGAAGCGACGGACGUCCUGAGCGACCUGAACGCCCAGCAGGCCGACGCCAUCACACACAGCGCACAGCAUGCGUUACGCCUCCUGGCCUUUGGACAGCUUUACAAGGUCCUGAAUAUGGAUCCUCUGCCGGCCAACAAGCCUUCACCGAGGCUCUUAGAAGGCGGCUGUCAGAAGAGGCUUCGGGACGACGUCGGCUCAGAUGACAGAGAUUUCAUCAAAAGGAUGAAAGUCCUGGACUGGAGGAUGACGGAUCCCAACCACCCCAUGAACGCUCUGAUGCGUCUCAACCAGAUCCACCCGGGCCUCCAGUACCGCCUGCUGUCCCAGUCCGGUCCGGUCCACGCUCCGGUCUUCACCAUGUCCGUGGAGAUCCAGGGAACCAGCUACCAGGCCACCGGCAACUCCAAGAGGACGGCCAAGCUGCAAGUGGCCCUGAAGGCGCUGCAGGCUCUCGGCUUCGUGCUCGGCGGCGGCGACGGCGACGUGGACUCGCUGAGCGCCGACGAGAAAUCGGACGGCGAGGGGAAGAACGACCGGAUGUCCAGCAGCUCCAGCUCCACCUCCAUCACCUCCUCCACCGACGCUCCGGAGUCCAGAGCUCCGGGUCCGAUCCUGACGGCGGGGGGUAAAAACCCGGUGAUGGAGCUGAACGAGAAACGCCGCGGCCUCAAAUACGAGCUGAUCUCUGAGAGUGGCAGCAGCUACGACAAACGCUUCAUCAUAGAGGUGGAGGUGGACAAGCAGGUGUUUCGGGGGACGGGUCCUAAUAAGAAAGUAGCCAAAGCUAGCGCUGCGUUAGCCGCCCUGAAUAGUUUGUUCUCCGGAUCCAAGUCAACGACCAACAAGAAGAAACGGCCCAACCCUCCACCAAAGCGACCCGUGGCCUCGGUGUUGACCCUCCCGGCUCUCGCUGCCAGACCUCCUCGGGUUCCUGUGAUCCCCAGAGCUCCAUAUAUCAGCACCCCGCCCACACAUGGAUACAUCCCACCAGGUUUUGGUGCUCCUUACGGCUACAGCCCUGCAGGCGCCCUCCCUGCUUACAGUUUUCCCUCCAGAAUGCCCUCAGUAGUUGUCCCAGUCAUCCGAGUCCCUCCAACAUACCCCAUCACCCACCUGUACCCCUAUUAGGACCCUCCCUCACCCAUCUCACAGGAAAUCACUUGUUAAAGGAAUAUCCUUGCUGUGCAUUCGCAUAAAAAAACAACGCUGCAAUCCGACCGACUUCUGAGCAUUAAAUAAGGCAGAACUAUUGUUGCACAGCGUGUUCCCUCCGGGCUACAGCAGCAAUCAGCGAGAUUCAUUUCAGCUGUUAGAAAGUUGCGCUGGCCUCGUCUUUUGCUAUCCGUGUGAACACAGAGUUUGACAAAUAAGCUCUUUGAUCAGCAAACUGUUAUGCAAUGAGGAAAAAAAAAAGGAGCUCAGCAUUUAGCGAGGUGCAGUGUGUGAAAGACUGCUCAGGAAAAUAUUACAAAGCAGGGAGCUGAACGUCUACUGUCGGGUAUUAAAUUUACAAGGGAAGUCAUUAACCUCAGAGCAACGGAAACACCAACCAUCCGUCGGAGUAAGUGAACAAAACAAACAGCCACUAAAUGGACCUGAAAAGGAUUAUUAGCCAGUCAGGACUAUUAAACAUCGUCUGCAGGGAAAAUAACCCAACAACCGCUUUAGAACAGUAAAGACACUAAAAAAUAGCCACUAAAGUACAGCGACUCCUAAAUGUGCAACGUAGAAAACUGAAUAAAUAACAUAUUGAGGAAGUAACAGUUCCCCUACUGUGGCUGAGGCUGUUUCUGUUUGCACUGUUAAUUUCCCUAAAUAUCCACCAUGAAGACAGCACUGUAGGGAAAUAAAGCUACCGGUAAUAGCAGUAACAAAUAAAAAAAGUCCCAAACUAAUACAUGUUCCCACAAUGCUUGAAACUGGACAAUAUUCACUUGAAAGAACAAAACAUCCGCGAUUGUAAAUUAGAAAGAAACUAUUUCACCACUGUCUUCUAGAAAUUGCCAACUGCUGGAUGUCCGAAGAAGAAUAAAACAUGAUCUGUAGAAAACUAAAGAACCUACUGACCACAGACCAUCUAUCAAAGAUCUACAGUACGGAACCAAAAAACAGAUACCUGUAAAUAAAGAAAUUCAAAACCACUUUAAGGAACUAAACAUAGUUUGUUUUUGAUUCAAGAAACUAAACUGUUGAACUUCAAAUAUCUUGUUAGGGGGAACACACUACAAAAUAAAUACAGUUUGAAACCAAAAGGAAAACAUCAGUCAUACACCAUCAACUUUAACAGAGUACAGGGAACUAAAAUGUAGAAACUAGGGAACUCAGUGUAUAUUAACUGAAAGGAACUAAAUAAACAUAUUUUAAAGAGAACUAAAGAACUUACUACCCACUAUUACCAAACGACCGAAUAUCUUGGAAUAUACAACCAAUGGAAAACACCUGCAAUAUACCAACAACUUUAUACAGAGUACAGGGAACUAAAAGAUCCAGGAAGUAAACGUGCUUUGUUUCAAACCUAAAUGAAACUAUCCACCACACAACGACAGAAUAGUUAGAGCACAGAAACAAAUAGAAGACAUAUACACCCCGUCAAAAGUUUUAGGACACUUUCUCAUUCAAAUAAAGUAGAACCUGUCCUACAACUUUUGACAGGGGGUGUAUCUACCAAACUUGGUACACAUGUGCAGCACAUCAGGCUGAACAAAAAAGUCAGUGACAGCCACAUUCCAAACCCAACAGGAAGUGAGCUAUUUGUGUUGAAUGUCGGAUUUUGCCCAUUUUUCAUUUUUUCUAGAGCGAACUCCUCCUAGGGGGAAACUCCAAUUCACCUCAAAUUGGGCCAGUACAUACAGGAGGCCUUAAUGAUCCAAAGUUAUUAAAAUCUUUUUUCCAAAGUCAAAGGGCGUGUCUGUGGCGGCCUGUGGAAUUUUGAUUCUUCGCCAUGAAAUUUCAAAUGCUGUGUAAAUGCCCUGACCAUGCUCCAAUCUGUCUGACACUUUACAUGUAUGAUCAGAGUCCUGUCCUGAUCACAUCCAUGUGAUGAAAUACACCCCCUGUCAAAAGUUGUAAGACAGGUUCUACUUUAUUUGAAUGAGACAGUGUCCUAAAACGUUUAACAGGGGGUGUAUACACCAAGAGCGAAACAAACCAGCUAUUUAUAAGUUAAAAAGGAAAUUAACAAUGACUUCAGGGAACUAAGCUAACACUCACUGCUCACUAAAGAAGCUUAAUUGUUCAAAGUAGGGAACUAAAUAAACAAAACAUCUUCUGCAGGGAAUUAAAGAACUACAAACCAUACGGCCUCUUUAGGGAACCAUAAAACAGCUACGAUAAACCAACAGCUAAAUAAAGAAAUUAUUUAGCAGGGAAUUGAACUAAAAAGCAUACACUACUACAGACUAAAUAUUAACAGUGCGGAACUAAACAGUCUCUUCAGGGAACUAAAAAAUAGAUACCAUGAACCAACCGCCAAAUACAAUGCAGGGAACUAUACAAACUCUUUAGGGAAUUAACAAACAGCUACUACACAGCUAACUGAACCAUUUUUUUUAAAAAAGAAAUUAACAACCACUUCAGGGAACUAAAUUGACACCUGCCGCUUAUUUACAACAAAAUAGCCAAUGUAGGAGAACAAAAGAAACUAAAUUGUUGCCACUUGGGACUAAAUAAAUAUAUUUUAAAAUCAAAACUACAAAUUACAAACCAUAAGCGACCAACAAAAUACUAACAGUAGGGAACUCAACAGCCUCUUCAGGGAACUAAAAAACAGCUACCAGCAGCUAAAUAAAGCAAUUAUUAAAAAAAACAAAACAAAUAUACUUUAAAACCAAAACUAGAACUUAUAAACCAUACAGCACCAACAAAACAGUAACAAUAUGGAACUAAAAAGUCUCUUUAGGGAACCAAAAAAGAGCUACCGUCAAACAACAACUAAAUAAACCCAUUAUUUUAAAGUAAAUAAAGAAAUUAACAGCCACUUCAGGGAAUUAAAUGAACCCCUACUGCCUAUUUCCAACAGCACAGCAAUGUAGGGAAACUGAACAAAUGUAGUUUAAAAUCAAAACUAGAACUUACAGGCUGUACAAUACCGACAAAAUACUGACAGUAGGGAACUAAAAAACCUCUUUAUGGGAACUAAUUCAACACUCAUGGUAGAACAUUAAAACCAGUCAUUGUAGGGUAGCAAAGAAACGUACUGUCACUUUAGGGAACUUAAUAAAUAUCAGCUUUAGGGAACUAAAUAACACACAAUAUGCAGGUAGGGAACUGAUCAGAGCUUAUUUGUCAGACGGCCGAUUAUUCCUUUAACAAUCUCUCAUGGAUGUGAACAUUUUGUUUUGUAUUUUGAUUUUUUCUCUCCGUUUUCUAACGCUGUUUUGAGUUUCUGUUGUAAGAGAGAAGAAAAAAACAGGUUUACACAAAUCGGUUGCACUGAAAAACAUUUUCCUUUGGAUAUUUAAUGUCCGAGUUUACAGUUUACUGUUGAGCCAUUUUUGUUUUUCUUGUUGUUGUGUUGAGUUAAAAAGUACUUUCUUUUCAGAGAGAUGUUUUAUUUUGACCAGUUUGUGGGUAAUAUUCUUUUUAAAUAAACAAAUAUUUUUGAGUUCGUGUCGUUGUCAGUGUUGUGUUGGUCUGUUUUUACGUCACUCGUCCUGAUUUCUAGAUGUUUUUUGCGCAUUUUCUGCUCUGUUCUGUGCUCAUCUCCUUUCGUUUCUUUAAUUUAAAGUAAACAAGCUUCGUUUAUGAUGUUUUUCUAACACUACAAAUCCUUAUUCCACCUCAUGUGUCCACUGAGAAGCUCUCGACUCUGGUUUCUCUUCACAAGUUGUCUGUGAAUGUUCUCAGUCGUCCAGAUUGUGAGAUAUCCAAGUGCUAAAACCAUGGCGACUGGACAAAUCCACUGUUUCUAUAAGGAAUAAUAAAAAAGAUGUACUCACCGAGCAGGUUGAUGGAAAUCUAGAAGCACGAAAGAACAAAUUAAUUAAACACGUCAGUCAAUUAUUCUCUGCUUAACUUUUGAUCUGCAGUACAUCUGUGGAUAAUUAAAAAGGUCAAUUACUGAGGUUAUUUCUAGAAUUUGACACCAUAUUUCAGAUAUGAGCCACUUUCCAGACCCCACAUUUCCUCGUAACCUUGAAUUAAUCGUCCAAUUAAACUCAAAGCUAAUAAAAAGAUUUAAUUAAGGCUUCCAGAGGUGUGAAGGUUUGCAUGAACUGUCUUGUUUGUAUGGAGGAUAUCAAUAUUGAUCCUCUUUCCUGACGCACAUAAGUGUUAGAUUUCCGAUCCUGAGGUCUUUAAAAGGCAAUAAAACCCUUUAAAUCUGAUCUGUCUGCACAUAUCCUGUUACUGUAGACAGUCUGUGGACUCUUAUAGACAUUUUAACCCUCUGAACCCCAAGUAGAUUGAUUUUUAUUUGCUCCUGAUACAUUUUUCUUCACUGUGGGCUCAUUUUUCUCUCCAAUAUAAAGUCCUGGAAACAGAACCACCAUGAUCGGACAUAUAAAGAACUCAAAAAUAUCUUCUGAUGCAGAAUGAAACAGAACGUUGAAUUUCUGAUUGAGACAUGUAGAAUAAAGGUCUUUCUAGGAGGAGAGAGAAUUUAGAAACGUCUUUUGUUCAGUACAGCAAAGUAGGGCUGGGCGAUACGGCCAAAAAAUAAAAUCUCGAUUUUUUUAGUCAUCUUGGACGAUGAUUAUUUUAAUCAACUUUUGUUGUUUCUUUGCGGUCUGUUUGCUAUGGCUAGUGCUAGCCAUAGGGUUGCCACCUUUCAGAAAUGAAAAUAAAGGACACCCACCACGACUCCUCGGGGCCACAGUUCAGUAAAACUGAAAAGACAUUCACAGAUUCAGACGUCCGGCAGUGAUUCUAUUGACACUACAGUGUAUCAGAAUGAGGUUAUUGAAUAUUUGUGUCUUUCUUUGCUGUUGCAGCAGUUUUGCAAUUUGCAGGCGGUACAGCCGGCUGCUCAGAGACGCCAAUGUUAUUUCUGCAACUUGAAAGACAGCUACUUUUGAUAAAAACUGGGCUUGUCGCACAACAUCUGCCUUACAACGAUGGACAGAGGCAUCGUUUAUGUUUUGACAACCUACAUCUAAUGAGUUAUUGAUGCUGGAAGUCUGAAUCUGUGAAUAUCUUUCCAACUUUACCAAACGUGGGGCCACAACCACCCAAUGAGUGGUUUAAUUUUGAAAAAAGCAUUGAGUCAUACUUAAAGCUUUAAGUGCUUUAUUAACACAAAACUAAGAGUUCUGUAUUGUUUUAUGAUCACAGGUUCUGUCUAAAAAGAUGUGGCAUCAUUUUAAACAGUGAAACCAAACUAAUAACAUGUAAUGACCAACCAGUGUGUAAUACUGGAUUCUGCAAAAAACUGAAUGCAGAAUACUGGACAAAGAAAUUCUCUACAGAUACUUUUCCCAUCUAAAUCUUUUCUUAACACAAUGAAUGUAUUAACUUAUUUAUGUGUGUAUGAAUGUAUUUACUGAUUUAUUUAUUUAGUACCGUUAACAUAUCAGAGUUCUGAGUGAGUUUUUCUUUAGACAGGCAAAGGCCAUUUAUUGAUCACAUAUAGGCUAUUAAAUAAAUGAUAUUGAAAAAAA
This is a messenger RNA of Acanthochromis polyacanthus (spiny chromis), 7816 nucleotides long. Its product is annotated as spermatid perinuclear RNA-binding protein-like. Gene Ontology annotation, cellular component: precatalytic spliceosome. Bases 303 to 2348 code for a protein of 681 amino acids. Gene Ontology annotation, molecular function: single-stranded RNA binding; double-stranded RNA binding. The record is from RefSeq and is a predicted model, not a curated record. NCBI's taxonomy places the organism in Eukaryota, Metazoa, Chordata, Actinopteri, Pomacentridae. The transcript is spliced from 18 exons.